Messenger RNA from Harmonia axyridis, 1715 nucleotides. Its product is annotated as RING-type E3 ubiquitin-protein ligase PPIL2. The coding region runs from base 128 to 1678 and encodes 516 amino acids. Gene Ontology annotation, biological process: protein polyubiquitination; protein folding; protein peptidyl-prolyl isomerization. The record is from RefSeq and is a predicted model, not a curated record. The transcript is spliced from 8 exons. Gene Ontology annotation, cellular component: catalytic step 2 spliceosome. Gene Ontology annotation, molecular function: ubiquitin-ubiquitin ligase activity; peptidyl-prolyl cis-trans isomerase activity. NCBI's taxonomy places the organism in Eukaryota, Metazoa, Arthropoda, Insecta, Coleoptera, Coccinellidae.
UUAUUCUGUGGUAUAUAUUGAUAGAUGAUUAAACGAUAACCUCAAAUUUCUCGGAUGUUUAUAUUGGAAAAUAAAUAAUAAGAGCUUAAUUUUUUUUAUUAAUAAAUAUUAAACAAAAUCAAUCAAAAUGGGGAAGAAGCAGCAUCAAAAAGAUAAAAUGUAUUUAACAUAUACAGAGUGGACCACUUUAUAUGGAGGUAAAAAAGCGGGUCCAUCGCAAGAAGAAAUUAAUUUUAAACGUCUCCCUUUGGACCACUGUUGUUUGUCUCUACAACCUUAUGAGAAUCCGUAUUGUGAUAGAGAGGGAAAUAUUUUGGAUUUGGAACCACUUAUUCCUUGGCUGAAAAAAUAUAAGAUAAAUCCUGUCACUGGAAAGCCUUUAGAAUUCAAGCAACUCAUUAAAUUGAAUUUUCAUAAAAAUGAGGGAAAAAUGGAAUGUCCUGUGUUAUUUAAGCAAUUCACCAAUAGUUCUCACAUAGCAGCGAUUGCUACUUCUGGAAAUGUAUAUCUAAUGGAAGCUAUUGAACAACUCAAUAUCAAAAAUAAAAACUGGAAGGAUCUCAUAACAGACCAGCCAUUUGAAAGAAGUGAUAUAAUAGUACUUCAGGAUCCUAAUAAUUUAGAAAAAUUCAAUAUAUCAAAUUUCCAUCAUGUUAAAAAGGAUCUCAAGGUUGAAACUGAAGAACAGAUACAAGAAAGGAAAAAUUCAAAAGUAAGGCUAAAAAAUAUCAACCCCGAAACAAAAUAUGCUCUUGAAGAAUUGGAAAGAGAUUAUAAAGAAACUUCUACAGAUAGUAAGCAAGUUGUUAGUAAGGAUAAAGCUGAUAAAUUCAAUGCUGCUCACUUUUCAACUGGAGCAGUUGCAGCUAGUUUUACCUCUACAGCAAUGGCUCCUGAACUAGUUCAUGAAAUGGCUAUUUUACCAGAAAAUGAAGUUAGAUACCAGUAUGUGAAAAAAAAAGGUUAUGUACGUUUAAUUACAAAUUUUGGACCUUUGAAUUUGGAAUUACAUUGUGACAUGGUUCCAAAAACUUGUGAAAAUUUCAUCAAACAUUGCCAAAAUGGUUAUUACAAUGGUACGAAAUUCCAUAGGUCUAUUCGGAAUUUCAUGAUUCAAGGCGGUGAUCCUACAAAUACAGGAAAUGGAGGUCAAUCUAUUUGGGGUGAACCUUUCGAAGACGAAAUAAGACCAAAUUUAAGUCAUACAGGACGAGGUAUCCUUUCAAUGGCUAACUCGGGGAAGAAUACUAAUGGUUCACAAUUUUUCAUAACAUAUCGCUCUUGUAAGCAUUUGGACAAAAAACACACCAUAUUCGGUUGUGUUGUAGGUGGCGUUGAAACUUUAACUGAAAUGGAAAGAAUUGAAGUAGACAAUAAGGAUAGGCCUAUAGAAGAUAUUGUCCUGGUUAGGGCACAAGUUUUCAAAGACCCUUUUGAAGAAGCAGAUGAACAAUUAAUGAAGAUGAGAGAAGAAGAAAACGCUAGAAUAUUAUCAGAAGAAGCGGAAAAAACAAAAAAUUCUAAACCUAAGAAAGUGUUGGAGGCCUAUCGUAGCGGGGUUGGAAAAUUUAUCAAUCCUGCUAUUGGAAAAAGCUCAAAUUCCAAAUCAGGAGUGCUUCAAGAACCUCAACCUAAGAAAGCAAAACUUUGCAGAGGGUUUGUUUUUGAUAAGUGGUGAUAUAAUGUACUCACUUGUAAAUAUAUUAUUAUAUAAG